This is a messenger RNA of Tetrahymena thermophila SB210, 3063 nucleotides long. RefSeq names its product transmembrane protein, putative. The record is from RefSeq and is a predicted model, not a curated record. NCBI's taxonomy places the organism in Eukaryota, Ciliophora, Oligohymenophorea, Hymenostomatida, Tetrahymenidae. Gene Ontology annotation, biological process: reciprocal meiotic recombination. Gene Ontology annotation, molecular function: double-stranded DNA binding. Gene Ontology annotation, cellular component: nucleus. The transcript has 6 exons.
AUGAGCGAUUCGGGUUUCUUUGAAAAAGUUAAAUUGUUAGAUAUGUUUGGUAAACCUGUAACGUUGAAUGUUUUUGGUAAGAAGAGACAUAAAACUAUUGUUGGAGCAUUUGUAACAUUGUGCUCUGUAGUAUUUUUUAUAAGUGUCAUCCAAAAUAGAUUAGUAAAUUUUAUCUUAAAUGAAGACAUAAUAGCUCAAUAACAUGUAUUGCAAGAAUAAGCAAGUGAAUUAAGUAUUAAUCCUUCAACAUUAAUGAUGGCUAUUAAAUUCGAUAUUGCUUAGGGAGCUUAGAAUAUUGAAGGUUAACCUUUUACAUUUAAGAUAUCUUAAGUAGAAUAGAAUUUAAUUCAUCAGACUUAAUCUACGCGUAUGCAAAUAAUUACUAAAAAUAUAACUACAGGCAUGGAACCUUGCACUUUAGAACAUUUUUCAUCCUAAUAAAAGUCUGAAAUGAAGACACUUUUAACUUUUUUUUAAGAUUAUGGUGUAUAAUCCUACUAUUGCCCUAAUAUAGAAUUAAAUUUUACAUUGUAAGGAAACAGAAAUACUGAGCUUUACAAAUAUAUACUAAUUGAGAUAAUUAGCUGCGAAGACUAACCAGGAUGUUGGACAAAGAAAUAAAUAAAUGACUACAUAUAAAAUUAUGAGUAUUUCACUAUUUAAGUUAUAUUUAAUAGCUAUAUACCAAACUACGACUCUUAAGAUUAUUUAAAAUCAUAUAUUUAUGAUAAAAAAAUAUUUAGAAUGAUACCUUACUCUAUGAAGCCAAUAGCUGAAAUGUAUUUUGAAUAAAACAAUAUCGAAUCAGAUGAAUCUUGGUUCUGGUUCUCUUCUUCUAGAUUUGAGUCUUAUGUCAUGUAUUCUGAAGAGGAGUUUAGAGAAAAUUUAAUAAGCUAAACUUAAACUGCUACAAGCUUAAAAAACUAUGGAUAGUUUUAUUUUCUUAGAUCACAAUAUACAAUCAAUACAUAGAGAGCAUAUGAAAAAAUAGAUGGAAUAUUAUCUUAUAUGGGUGGUUUUAUUCAGAUGGUAUUUGUGUUAACAGGAUUUAUAAUGGAAUUUUAUAAUAUGCAGAGUUUAAUGAUAUAAUUAGCUAACUAGCUCUAUUCAUUCGAGACACCAACUGAACUUAAAAAUGAGGAUAAAGACAUUUUACAAUUUCACACAAAAUAAGAUUUUUUGAGGAGCAUAUAUUCUAAAAUAUUUUCUCAAGUAGAAAAGCUAAGUAUAAAUAUAAAGUAUUUUAUUUAUAAGAUUAGUUUUAGACGGUUAUUCAACAAUGGUAGAAAUGUGCUAAUUCAUGAAGUUAUGAAAUAAGUGGAUAAAGAUUUGAACAUUUUUGAAAUACUUGAUAGAUUACAUGAAGUUGACAAAAUGAAAAAGGUUUUAUUUACAGAGGAGUAAAAAAAAAUAUUUGAAUUUUCUUAUAAGCCUACUUUUAAUUUGGAGUCUAUUCAAAACAAUAUGAAAGUACGAAAGAUUUAAGAGAUAGAAUAAAAAAGAAUUAAAAGAAAUAAAAAGAUAAGAGAUAAAGAAGAGAAAAAACUUUAAAAAAAAAUAUAAUCGCAGAUUUUAAGCCAAAGAAAAUUAUGCUUAAAUUCUUAAAAAGAAAUUUUGGCAAAUAAAAACAUUCCUCUGCAAACAUCAAACUAAGUAGAAGCCUAUGAUAAAAAUAAUCUCUCAAAAAAAAGUUUUGUUGACAUAGUUGCAUAAAUAUAAUAUCUCAAAAAUCAGGAUAAUCUUAACAGAAUUUGUUAGAUUUCUAAUUUGCUUUUGGAAGAAGGGCAGAUUGCACAAAACCAAAACCAAAUGACAUUAAAUUUAUCAUCUAGGCCAGAUAAAUUUACUGAAACAUUUUAUUGCUUUAACAAUCUUAGCAAUUAAAAUUACCAUAACAAUUAUUAAACAACUUUUAAUAACAUAAAUUAGUUUCAUUCCUAGUAGAUAUCACCUUUAAAAUAAUAUUUGUUGUAAAACAAGAGGAAAAAAAAUGAUAAUUUUCUACUCAAUCUCAUAUAGGUAUUGCGUCCAUAAACAUUUUAUAGCUAAAGAAUGGACUAUUCUUAAUUUUCAGCUUUCUAUGAGUUAUAUGAGGCUUAUGAGUAAGCAACUAAUCCAUAACUAAAUAAUAGGAAUCAAAUCAAAGUAACUUAGAAGAUAUUAUAAUUUCUUGGUUAAGACAUAAGAGAUGUUUUUAAGCUCGCUGAAAAGCUUCCUACAGAAGAAUCAAUAUUAAGGCAAGAAAGGAUCAAUAUGUUGGUAUAACUUUUUAUUCAUAACUUGAAAUAAAAAACUGGAAAGGAAUCCUUGUAUUGCUUAACAAAAGUGAAUGAAGAAGUUUCAGAAAAUGAAUAAAAAGGAUUCGACAUAUAAUCUAAUUAUUAGUUUAGGAUUAAUAAAAUGAAUUAAUUGAAUGAAAAAACAGAUUAACUGCUAAGAGGUAAAAAUACAUAGAGUCUUAUCAACUCAAGCAACUUAUCUUCAAUCAAUUAAAAUCCUGAAACGCUUAUAACUGUUUUGGAUUAGUCAUCAAAUAAUCCUAAAUAUAUUGAUAGGUCUAAUAAUGCAAUGCUAAAUAAGCAAGACUUUGAUAAUUUAUCUCAAAUUUCUCCAACUCGAUUCUCUCAGAAUUCUCCCAAUAAAAAUUCUAGUAUGAAGAAAUUAAAUGAAUAUAAUUCCAUCUAAAAUAAUAAAGGAAAGAGAUUUUCAUUGUAGUUUUAAUAUAUACCUAGUGACAAGCAUGGAAUUACUUAAAACUAAACGACAGGAGUUAAGACAAAUAGUAACAGUAGCAUUUUUAGAUCAAAUUUUUAACAACAAAAACAACCAAAAAGCAUAGUUGAACUAUCGAAAUUUGAUUAGAAUGCUACUUCUUAGUCAUCAGAUGAAAUUCACAACAUUUAUAAACCAAACCAAACUAGUAGCAGUCAUCACAAUAUAGAUAAAGCACUAAAAAAUGUGAAAUUCUAAUUAACAAUAAAUGAAGAUUAAGCUGAAUAAGUUCAUAGCUUUAAUAACAUUAAAAUUAAUAAUGUUGAAUAGAAUAACUAGAAUGAAUAGUGA